Bipolaris sorokiniana ND90Pr is the source of this 900-nucleotide messenger RNA. RefSeq lists its product as uncharacterized. The record is from RefSeq and is a predicted model, not a curated record. The transcript has a single exon. NCBI's taxonomy places the organism in Eukaryota, Fungi, Ascomycota, Dothideomycetes, Pleosporales, Pleosporaceae. Bases 1 to 900 code for a protein of 299 amino acids.
AUGCGUUUAUCUUUCCUGGACCUCCCCCCAGAGCUGAGGGUCAAGAUCUACAAGUACUUAUCCAUCACCACAAAGCACCUAGUCCUCGAUCAUGCACUCAACCAGUAUGGUCAUGCGUCGACCAUUCGGCUAGUCGUAAAAUUUGCACCCGUCGAGAUCUUGAGGACCUGUCGAUUGAUUUACCGGGAAGUUUAUCCAUAUGUCAAUUGGCUUGUGGCAGAUUGCGAACGUCCGCAGGUCAUUGUUGACAUAUCCAUGAUGGAGACCUUUUGUGAGAUAAUUUGCGGCACCGGUGCUCUCGACAUGGGAAAGCUCUUCAUAAUGAUUAUGCAAGAGUAUUGUUCAGCGACAGAUCUGCCCAUAGAUCAAGGACGGCACCGAAGCCGUUUAAAUUUACUGCCAUCAGAUCGCGUGGUAUCGACGGAAUACGCAAACAAACUCAGACGCUUUAUUGAACGGAGCCACAACUAUGUAAACUACGUGUUCGACAAGCGCAAGCGCAUACCCGAGAUUGCUGUCAAGAUACAAGCAGAUGUCACCACACCAGGACGAACACUCGUUUUCUUGGUAAAUCUACUAUGCGAAACAGAGCGUAAGAGGCAAAAUUAUCGCUUAUACACUAAAGUGGAAGGGGAACUCGAUGCCACGAUGAAGAGCAAAUACAGCACGCUGACGGAUGCCUGGAAUUAUGACUUGAGAUAUUUUGGUCACGAAGAUGCAAAGGGACUUGAUGAUGCAGAGUGGCAGGCAGACUGGGAAGGGAAUGAGGUUUGUGAGAAUUACGUGGAAGCAGAAGCGGUGUUGCACACCCUGAUAGAGAAGGCUCGCAGGGAUCCAUUAUGUCAUCUUUUGUGGAGCAUUGAGAGAUUGCAAGAUGCAGUGAGGGCUGGAGGCAUAUGA